Molecule: messenger RNA, 1302 nt
Organism: Komagataella phaffii GS115
Lineage: Eukaryota; Fungi; Ascomycota; Pichiomycetes; Pichiales; Pichiaceae
Exons: 1
Coding region: 1-1302 (433 amino acids)
Biological process (GO): 'de novo' pyrimidine nucleobase biosynthetic process; pyrimidine ribonucleotide biosynthetic process
Cellular component (GO): mitochondrial inner membrane; cytoplasm
Molecular function (GO): dihydroorotate dehydrogenase activity
Source: RefSeq, a predicted model, not a curated record
AUGUUCAAUUUGGUGAGAAAGUCCGCCCUAAACACGUUAUCUAAGCGUUUGCCACUUUUGCCAAAGAAACCCCAGUCUCUGCUCAAGGCGUCGCUGGCGGGUCCUCUGGCUAUUGGUGUGGGAGGAGUUCUCUUCGGUUUGUACUUUUUUGAUGCCCGAUCUGCCAUUCACGAGUACCUGGUUUGUCCGGCAAUUAGGCUGACUACAUCAGCCGAAGAUGGCCACAAGUUAGGAAUUCUUUGUCUUAAGUAUGGUCUAUCUCCAAGAUUGUACAAGGAUAUUGAUGAUGAGGUACUGAAAGUUUCCGUUUUUGGAAAAGAGUUAUCCAAUCCUGUCGGUAUUGCCGCCGGUCUGGAUAAAGACGGUGAAGCAAUGGACGGUCUUUACAAUACUGGAUUUAGUUACGUUGAAAUUGGUUCAAUUACUCCUGAACCUCAACCAGGAAAUCCUAAACCCCGUUUUUUCAGAAUUCCCAAAGAUGAAUCAGUCAUAAACAGGUAUGGAUUCAAUUCUUCUGGGCAUUGGAAUGUUUUGGCAAGGCUGCGAAAGAGGUUUGAUUCAUUUGUAAAAGACUACCAGAAAAGUGGCCAACCUCCACCCAAUAAUGCUUUCAGACCUGGUAAGUUAUUGGGAAUCAAUUUGGGUAAGAAUAAAACAGGGGACGAAGUCGAAGAUUAUGUCAAAGGUAUACAACGUUUAGGUCCCUAUGCUGAUGUUUUAGUUAUCAAUGUUUCUUCCCCAAACACCCCUGGUCUAAGAGAUCUUCAGGCUGGAUCGAAACUGACCAGUCUGUUGGAGCGAGUCGUUAGCGAAAGAGAUAAGGUCAAUAGUGCUCUAGACAACAAAUCUAAGGCCCCUGUUUUGGUUAAAAUUGCUCCCGAUCUAACAGAAGAAGAGAUUAAAGACAUUGCAACAUCCGCAAAAAAUGCCCGUAUCGAUGGUAUCGUCGUUUCUAAUACCACAAUUUCUAGACCAACCACUUAUGUUUCUCCUAAUGAUCCCAUCCUGCAAGAAAGUGGAGGUCUGUCUGGUAGACCGCUUAAACCUUUAUCUCUUAAGGCUUUACGGUACUUGAGGAAGUACACUAAGGAUUCCAAUUUGGUACUCGUCGGAUGUGGAGGAAUUGCAAGUGGAAAGGACGCUAUAGACUUUGCUAAGGCAGGUGCUACUUUUGUCGAAUUAUACACUGCAUUUGCCUACAGAGGCCCAAGCUUGCCAUAUAAGAUUAAACAGGAAAUCACCCAAGAACUGAAAAAAGAAGGUAAAACUUGGAUGCAGAUCGUCGGUGAAGACGACCCAUAG